AUGGCGCAACACCCAAUUGCUACUUUGAACGAAGAACUCAUCCCUCGUCUGCCUCCCUCCUCCCCGACCCUCUUCGAGGCAAAGAAGAAGAAGAACCUAUCUUUCGAAGCCAUCGCAAAGCACGUCGGGCGCGAUGAAGUAGCAAUCGCCGCUCUCUUUUACGGUCAAGCCAUGGCAUCCGCCGAGGACAUCAAGAAGCUGUCUGAAAUUCUAGAGAUUGACGCUGGGCUGAUCGAAUCGCUUGGAGGCUUCCCUAACCGAGGCAGCACGCUCGAUAUGCCACCAAAGGACCCGACCAUCUACCGCCUAUACGAGAUUGUACAGAACUACGGACAGGCGUACAAGGCGGUCAUGCACGAGAAGUUUGGUGACGGCAUCAUGAGUGCCAUUUCCUUCAGCACCAAAGUAGAGAAGGAGACGGAUGACAAGGGCGAAUGGGCCAAGAUUACGCUAAGGGGCAAAUGGGCUGCCCAUCGAACCAGCGUAACCAAGGCGACAACCCACAUUGCUCGCACACAGGUGAGCGCAGCUCUAAUGCCGCGGUCUUUCAUUGCCUUGAAACUAACUCCGCACAUAGUAGGAGCGAGUCAAGCUCGUACAUCCAAGAACCACCCCCACGAACUCACGAGAGUCGAUCAUAACCACGAAGCCAAGAUGCCAGCAACACUUGAGCCAAUCCGACGCGUCAAGUGUACUUACAAAGACUGCAACAUGUCCUUCGAGACUGAGAAGAUCAUGAAGAAUCAUAAGAAGAACACUGAUGAACACGAGUACUGUCACAAGUGUGACGAAGACUUCGAUACCUUCGAGGACUACGCCAUGCACAAGAUCACGCGUCCAGAAGAGCACAACCUGGCAUGCCGUGUCUGUGGUGAUGAGUUCAAGAGCAAGUCAGGCCUGAAGCGCCACAUCGAGCUCAACCACAAAGUCGACCAGAAGCUCACCUGCAUCGGCUGCCAGAAGUCGUUCUACCGCGCAUGCCUCUUCAUCGAGCAUCUUGAGUUCGGCCACUGCGACGUCAUUCCAGCACAGCAGUUCCAAGGCCAUAUCGUCCACAAACAUCUGAUUGCGGAUUUGCUGGACGGCGGCGAGCAGUACGUUCGCUUUCUGCAGAAGACAUCCAAGUACGAGGCAGCCAUCGACCAUGAUGAUCCAACUGGAGUCGACCUCACUGAUGAUCAUUUCGGCGACGAGUAUGAGAUUGGAGAAGUCAAGUACGAGGCGAUCAAGCCGGAUAAACCCGAACACGAGGAUGUUCCAGUCUUCUACGGCCGGUAUCCUCCUCUUCCCUCUCAAGCCAAAUCCAUUCCGGACGUAGAUGCAGCAAUCGCACCGAUGAUGGGCAGCAUCUCUCUCAACGGAGCUGCUGAUGACGACUCUGAUGCUUCGACAGCCGUUGAAUCCCCUGUCAUAAGUGGCUUCCCACCAAGGUCCAGUUCUCAUCCCGGACACUCUCAUCAAGGCCAAAGUUGCUCUUCUGCACAUGGCGAGUCCGCGGCUCAGAGCUCAAACACCCAGUCCUCCAGUCGCCAGACCAAGGUCUGGGGCUCUCGCAAGGGCAAGACAACGAGCUCAGUACUAUUCCCCAACGCCAAGCCCAAGGCCCCUCCCAGCGACUUCUCCAUCUCCGCCCACGACGAGAUCAUGGAAAAGGAACACGGUCGCAACAUCUUCAGCUUUCGGUUCUGGGAUCCCAUGAGCGACGACUGGAAUCCCGAGCGCUUCUGGGACCCCAUCGUCAACAAGUACUACUGUCCCUUCAUCUGCGAACAGUCUUUCCCCAUAUCCAGCGACCUCCACACGCACAUCCUCGGCGACCAUCGCAUAACCCGCAUGAAAUGCCCAAAGUGCCUCAAAUACUUCAAGUCCGCCACCGCGCUAAUGGCGCACUGCGAGUCGCGUGGAGCCCGUUGCAACAUCAACCAGACGGACAACUUCAACAAUUUCCUCGACCGCAUGUCUGGAGGCUUCCUUGGUGUCAAUGAGAAGAUUCGGCCUGAUCACCUUAAUACGCGUUCUGUUAUGAUCCAGAACUCGGAGACGGGCCAUAUGGAGCUGUACAAGCCGCCGGUUGCGAGCUAUCUCCAGUAUGAGGUUACGACGCCCCCGGAUUGGAAGGAUCCGGUUAGGCAGGGUGUGACGAUUGGGGGCAUGGGCGGGGGAUCACGGUGGUGA
This is a messenger RNA of Alternaria triticimaculans, 2175 nucleotides long. RefSeq lists its product as uncharacterized. Gene Ontology annotation, molecular function: cyanate hydratase activity; DNA binding. The transcript has 4 exons. The record is from RefSeq and is a predicted model, not a curated record. Lineage: Eukaryota; Fungi; Ascomycota; Dothideomycetes; Pleosporales; Pleosporaceae. Bases 1 to 2175 code for a protein of 724 amino acids.